Molecule: messenger RNA, 3858 nt
Organism: Zeugodacus cucurbitae (melon fly)
Lineage: Eukaryota; Metazoa; Arthropoda; Insecta; Diptera; Tephritidae
Gene: Lztr1
Product: leucine-zipper-like transcriptional regulator 1 homolog
Exons: 8
Coding region: 649-3444 (931 amino acids)
Cellular component (GO): Golgi apparatus
Molecular function (GO): protein binding
Source: RefSeq, a predicted model, not a curated record
GUUGCCAAAACUGUCUUAAUAGAUAUUUGAAAUGUUAUUUUAACGGAUAACUGAAUUUUCACGCAUUUUGUUCACUUGGCAGCACUUGUACUAAAAUCCACUAAAUAUUUGCUGUCAAAAAAUCACUUAUUUCUAUUGCGCACACGGUAACUCUGCCGCUCAGCUGUUGUUUGGCACAACGCAAACUGUCAAUUCAUUCAUAAAUUUUGUGCUAAUUUCUUGUUGGCGACAUCCAAGUGGGGGUACUUUGUGCAUUUACAUUCUGGUAUACAGACAAAGCAACUGGAAAUUUUAAACGAAAAAUCAUUAUUUUAGUGGAAAAUUGUUUAAAAAAUGCAAAAAUAUAUACACUAGCCAGAGCAUUUGCUGAAAGUGCAAUCGUUUUGCGUGGAGCAGUGCGACGUGCUGGACUUUUCGACAUUGGCUUUGUUGUUUGCCUGCUCCAGUAAAGCGAGUGUGUGUGUGUGUGCGUGCGUGCUUACUGGGAAAAUUUGCGUGGGCGUUAACUAUUUAUUAAUUUAAUUGCAUUAAAAGUAUAUAAAAAAGUUUUUAGUUUACACACGCUUGUAACCUUUUCACCCUGUACAAGUGCAAGAAAAAGCUAUCAAAAUAAGCCAACGAAAGCGUUUCUACACCUGUAACUCGUUAAUGCUGAAGGCUUUGCUCGGCUCAGAGUCUACAGAUUCGACCGAAGACGCAGGCGGUGGCAACGCAAGUGGUGGCAGUGGCAGUGGCAGCAGUGGCGGAGGAGGUGGUAGUGUUGCAGGCGUUGGCGGUGGCGGGGGAGCCGGCGUUGGUGGUGGUGGGGGUAGCGGCAGUCUAGCAUCGAGUUCUAUUUCGAGCAGCUUGAGCGCUGCAUGCGGCAGUGUCAUUGGUACGCCUGGCAAUUGUAAUCAAACGGUUUGCGGUGGCGUUGUAGUUGGCGGUAAUAGCGGCUUCGUUUGCAGUCUCUCCUCCACCACUGGUUAUUGCAACGUCUGCCACGCAACGGUGGAGAAGUGUCACAGCACGACGGGCAGUCGUAAGAGUCGCAAAAGUUUUUCAACGCGCAGCAAAAUGUCGCAUUCCAAUUCGAGUUCGAUGCGUGGCAGUAGCGGCAGCAGUUGUCGCAGCAGCGGCGCCGUCUGCAUGUACGAUGUCGGCAGCUGUAAGUCAAUAUCGCCGGGUAGUUACAGUUUGAACGCGCUGAAUGUGGACUUUAGCUCCUACACGGCGACACAUCAGUGGUCGAAAAUGCUUGAAUGCGCCGAGUUUGUGGGCGCCAAGCGUAGCAAACAUACUGUGGUGGCGUAUAAGGAUGCAAUGUUCGUGUUUGGCGGUGACAAUGGCAAAACGAUGCUCAACGAUUUGAUACGUUUUGGCGUAAAAGAUAAAUCGUGGGGACGCGCUUGUGCUACCGGUGUGGCGCCAGCGCCGCGUUAUCAUCACUCUGCUGUUGUUUACGGCUGUUCAAUGUUCGUCUUUGGCGGCUACACCGGCGACAUACAUUCGAAUUCAAAUUUAACGAAUAAAAAUGAUUUGUUCGAGUAUAAAUUUCAAACGGCAAUGUGGGUGGAGUGGAAGUUCACCGGACGAGUGCCAGUGCCGCGUUCAGCGCAUGGCGCUGCCGUCUACGAUAAUAAGAUGUGGAUAUAUGCUGGUUAUGAUGGCAAUGCGCGACUGAACGAUAUGUGGACGCUCAAUUUAUUGGGCGAAAACCACCAAUGGGAGGAAGUGGAGCAAAAGGGUGAACGCCCGCCAACUUGUUGUAAUUUUCCCGUCGCCGUUGCGCGCGAUUGCAUGUAUGUCUUCUCCGGCCAAAGUGGGCUGCAGAUCACCAAUUCGCUCUUCGAAUUUCACUUUAAGACCAAAACUUGGCGUCGCAUCUCCAACGAAUCGGUGCUGCGUGGCGCCGCUUCAGCGCCACCUUCACGCCGUUAUGGGCACACUAUGGUGCAUCAUGAUCGCUUCUUAUACGUUUUCGGCGGCUCGGCAGACUCCACCUUGCCCAACGAUCUGCACUGUUACGACUUGGACUCGCAAGUGUGGUCUGUAAUCACACCCGAGCCAAAUUCGGAUGUGCCAUCGGGUCGUGUGUUUCAUGCGAGCGCCGUUAUCGGUGAUGCUAUGUACAUUUUCGGCGGCACUGUUGACAAUAGCGUGCGUCGCGGUGACACCUAUCGCUUUCAAUUCUCCAGCUAUCCCAAGUGUACGCUGCGCGAUGAUUACGGCAAAUUCUUUCACGAUAAACAAUUCUGCGAUAUACAAUUUAUUGUUGGUGCGGAGGAGAUCAAAAUUUUAGCGCAUAUCGCUUUUGUGGCAGCGCGUUCGAAGCAUUUGCGCACGAAAAUCUUGGCGGCACGUGAAGCGCGUCAACAGCAAAUGGAGAAGGUAUUCGGGUCGGCUAUGGAUAUACGUAGCGUUUUGGUUGGUAGCGGUGGCGCUGAUCGUGCGCCAAUGUUGGAGGUGCGUUUGGCGCAGGCCUCACCGGAGGCAUUCGAAAUCAUCUUAAACUACAUAUACACGGAUCGUAUCGACUUGAAGGAGUCGUAUAGCAAAAAUAUCAUAAUUCUGAUAACCGAUAUAUACCAGUUGGCGGGUAGAUUUCUAAUGCCGCGCUUGGCGCAAGGUUGCAUACAGUAUUUAGAUUUCAAGAUCAACAAGCAGAAUGUGCUCGAGGCGCUCUACAAUGCGGACAAGAAUAAAAUACAAAUCAUCAAGGAUCACUGCAUGCAAUUCAUUAUAAAGGAUGAGAAUUACGCGGAUGUCGUGCUGUCGAGUGAAUUUGGUGAUUUAGACAAGUCGCUAAUCGUUGAAAUUGUACGUCGGCGCUUAAAUCCGGGCAAAAUAAUUAUGGAGAAUAAUUUUGAGAAGAGUGAUGGCACCACUCUCGAGAGUGAUAUGGCGGUCUUUCUGGAGUCGACGGGCAAAGAAUUUUGCGACAUCAAUCUCAUACUUGACGGGCAAGUGAUACCAGCGCACAAAUCUAUACUCUCCGCACGCUGCACCUACUUCCAAGGCAUGUUUCGUUCUUUUAUGCCGCCCGAUAAUACUGUGAAUAUACAAAUCGGUGAGAUUUCGCCCUCACAAGAAGCUUUCCAAUCGCUGCUGCGCUACAUUUACUAUGGUGAAACGAAAAUGCCUCCACAGGAUGCAUUGUAUCUCUUUCAAGCGCCUUGCUUUUACGGUCUGUCCAACAAUCGUUUAGCCGCCUUCUGUAAAUACUCGCUCGAGCAUAAUAUAACGUAUGAGAAUGUCUUGCAGACGCUCGAGGCAUCGGACAUCACGAAAAUCUACGAUAUUAAAGAUUAUGCCUUGCGUUUGAUAGUGAAGGAAUUUACGAAAGUGGCGCGUUUGCCGAAAAUCGGCGCACUCUCACGUGAACUGCUCCUCGAGAUAAUACGCGCUGUGGCCGAUUCGCAAAGCGAGUUUCUGACACGCAUCAGUCUCAAUACUGAUAUCUGAAAUUUGGUCCUGCUAUGGCCGGCAUUACAAUUGCUUUUGGCUUGGCUGCAGAUUGUCGGCGGUGGGCGUGGUGGCAUGACGGAAGCGCCAGACGGUGCCAAUGGUGUUAACGCUAGUGCAGUUUGUGUUGAGUGCGAGUGCGCGUGUGUGUGUGAGUUUGAAUGCGAGGAGGAGGAGAAGUGAUAUGCGCGUUGUUGGCGUAAACCAAAAAAAAAAAUAAAAAAAACAACAACAACGACAAAGCAAUUAGCACACGUUAGCAAUUUGUAAAAAGUCGUAAAUGUCUAGGUUUAAUUUUUUUUUAUAAAUUUUAUGCAACGUUUUGCACUUAUUGCACACAUUAGCGGCGCUCUUUAGUGUCAAAGCUGGCGUUAGCUAUGCAGCUUAGCAAAAACAAAUACAAAAAAAAGCAAA